AUGGCGAGUCUCGAAAGGCGAAGACAGAUAAGGUUCCGGCUCUGCACUGAGUGCCAGUCGACCGCCUACUGCUCCGUCGAGUGCCAGCAGACCGACUGGCGUCCCCAUCGCCUGCUUUGCAAACAGUUCCGCCGUAUGGGGCCCCGGCCUUCGCCCUCGCACCACCUCGUCGUGUACUUCCCGAUGGAGGUGGACCGCCCGACCCUCGCUUGGGUAGGCACAACACUAGCGGAGAGAGGCGGGGGGGGUUCCUAUUACCUUCCUGUCCUCGAUCACCUCCUCACGGUGCCGGGCAACAACUGUAAUAUAGGGCGCAGCGUGCAGGUCGUCCAGGGCAACCUGCUCCGCGGCAGACCGACGAACCCGUACAUUCUCCACGUCUACUACCUCGACGACCUAGGCAUCCGUAACCUCGUCACCAACAAGGCCCUCCACGGAACUGUCCCUCCCCUGGUCGGGGAUACGUGGGGCGAGACCAUCUAG
Molecule: messenger RNA, 483 nt
Organism: Colletotrichum destructivum
Lineage: Eukaryota; Fungi; Ascomycota; Sordariomycetes; Glomerellales; Glomerellaceae
Product: Putative Zinc finger, MYND-type
Exons: 1
Coding region: 1-483 (160 amino acids)
Source: RefSeq, a predicted model, not a curated record